AUGUCGGCGACUCUAUUGCUGAAAUACUACGCGAAAAGGCUGCCGCUCGACGUGUUUCGCCGGGCCAACGUCUGCUGUUACCACACCGAAAGAGGCGUCUACGGAUACCGACCAAAACAGACUCGCAGGGAGGAUAAGUUGCUGAGCGACUGCAUCGUGAGUUUAAAUGAAGAUCAUGGCCUGGCGCGUCUGGUGGAGGCAUACCGAGCACAUGGACACAAGCUGGCUAAGAUUAACCCCCUGCUUCCCCAAAAGCCUGUGGUGGACAGUGUUCCUGAGAUAAGCAUGCUUACAGGCACCUUGAGUGGACAGCUCAACACUUCAGGGCUGCGCCACUUAGGCAAGGUGGAGGCUUCAGUUGAGGAGGUUCGAGCCUAUCUAGAGGAGACCUACUGUAGACACCUGUCAGUGGAGACCACUCAGCUGAGCAGCGCUGAAGAAAGGGAAUGGAUGGCUGACCGCUUUGAAGAGCUCAAGACAACCACCUUCUCCACAGAUGAGAGGAGAACACUAGCAAAGCUCAUGCUGGAAUCUCAGGAAUUUGACCACUUCUUGGCCACCAAAUUUUCCACGGUGAAACGUUACGGUGGAGAAGGAGCGGAGAGCGUGAUGGGCUUCUUCCAUGAGCUUUUCCACCAGUCGUCCCAGAGUGGUGUCACCGAUAUCGUGAUCGGCAUGCCGCACCGAGGAAGACUCAACCUCCUCGUGGGUUUGCUCAAGUUCCCACCAGAGCUAAUGUUCCGUAAAAUGCGUGGCCUCAGCGAGUUUCCCGAAACGUCACCCGCCAUCGGGGACGUCCUGUCUCACUUGACGUCCUCGGUGGAGUUGGACUAUGGGUCAGGGACCCCGCUUCACGUUACUAUGCUGCCCAACCCGUCGCAUCUCGAGGCCAUCAACCCUGUGGCUCAAGGCAAGACGCGGGCCAGGCAGCAGCUCAGGAAAGAGGGCGACUAUUCGCCUGACGAGCACGCCCAGCCAGGGGACCAAGUCAUCUGUUUGCAGGUCCAUGGCGACGGCUCUUUCCCUGGUCAGGGGAUCGUUCCAGAAACAUUGACCCUCUCCAACCUUCCUCACUACAGAGUAGGUGGGAGCAUUCACCUCAUAGUCAACAAUCAAGUGGGAUAUACCACGCCGUCCGAGCGGGGGAGAUCCUCUUUGUACUGCAGCGAUGUCGGUAAGAUGGUGAAUUGCGCCGUGAUCCACGUGAAUGGAGACGACGCUGAGGAGGUGGUGCGGGCCACUCGCCUUGCUGUUGAGUACCAGCGGCGCUUUAGGAAAGAUGUCAUUCUGGACCUCAUCUGCUACCGUCAGUGGGGCCACAACGAAUUGGACGAGCCUUUUUUCACCAACCCGGCCAUGUACAAGAUCAUACGCUCCCGUAAAAGUGUCCCUGACUCCUACUCGGAACAGCUCAUCUCCGAGGGCUUGAUGACGGAGGCCGAGUGCAGCCGGAUCAAAACUGAGUACUAUGCCUUCCUCAACGACAAGCUGGCCAACAUGACCGUGUACAGCCCUCCGCCCACCAACCUGCAGGGCCGCUGGGGGGAUCUGGUGGAGCCUCAGGCCCGAGUCACCUCCUGGGACACAGGUGUCCCCGUCCCACUCCUACAGUAUGUCGGAGCCAAGUCUGUGGACAUCCCUGAGCACAUCCAGUUGCAUAGCCACCUAGUCAAGACCCAUGCACAGGCCAGACUGCAAAAGCUUGAAGAGGGCACCAAACUGGACUGGUCCACGGCAGAGGCCAUGGCUUUUGGUUCACUCCUUUGUCAAGGUUUCAACAUUCGUAUCAGCGGCCAAGAUGUGGGGCGUGGCACUUUCAGUCAGCGGCACGCCAUGGUGGUCUGCCAAGACACCAAUGACAUGUUUAUUCCUCUCAAUCACAUUAGCCCACAGCAGACAGGGCUCCUCGAGGUGUGUAACAGCCCGCUGUCAGAGGAAGCGGUGCUGGGAUUUGAGUAUGGCAUGAGCAUCGCCCAGCCGAAGCUCUUGCCCAUCUGGGAGGCUCAGUUUGGAGAUUUCUUCAAUGGUGCUCAGAUCAUCUUUGACACGUUCAUCUCUGGGGGCGAGGCCAAAUGGCUGCUCCAGUGUGGGAUGGUGAUCCUGUUGCCUCACGGCUAUGACGGAGCUGGACCUGAACACUCCUCCUGCCGCAUGGAGCGCUUUUUGCAGAUGUGUGACAGUAAGGAGGAGGGUGUGGACGGCGACACGGUCAACAUGGCCGUGGCCAACCCGACCACCUCGGCUCAAUACUUCCACCUGCUCAGGCGGCAGAUGAUCCGAAAUUUCCGCAAACCUCUCAUUGUGGUCGGACCUAAGAUGUUGCUUAGAUUUUCCGGGGCUGCAUCCAGCAUGACGGAAAUGGCGCCAGGGACAUCUUUCAAACCCGUGUUGGGGGAUACGUCGGUCUUGCCCGAAAAAGUCCAGCGAGUGGUGCUGUGCUCAGGAAAACACUACUAUGCCUUGCUGAAGCAGAGAGACGCUGCAGCCAGGCAAGACUCUGCGCUGAUCCGCUUGGAAGAGCUGUGUCCUUUCCCGCUGGACGCACUCCAGACGGAACUUAACAAGUAUACUAACGCUAAAGAGUUUAUCUGGAGCCAGGAAGAACCUCAGAACAUGGGCCCCUGGUCUUUUGUAAACCCCAGGUUUGAGAAGCAGCUGGCCUGCAAGCUGCGCCUCGUGAGCCGACCUGCUCUGCCUGCCCCCGCUGUGGGUAUUGGCACCCUCCAUCAUCAGCAGCAAGAGGCCCUGCUUACAGCCACCUUCUCUUAA
Molecule: messenger RNA, 2769 nt
Organism: Nerophis lumbriciformis (worm pipefish)
Lineage: Eukaryota; Metazoa; Chordata; Actinopteri; Syngnathiformes; Syngnathidae
Source: RefSeq, a predicted model, not a curated record